AUGAGUGGAACUGGUGCAAAUGACGGAGGUGGUGGGGGCUCCAGAUGUGGAGGCAGGGGCGGCAAUAGAGGCGGAGGUGGCGGUGGUGGAUCCAAAGGUGGGGGCAGGUGCGGCACUGGAGGCGGAGGUGGCGGUUACGGAUCCAAGGUAAAGGCAGGGGCGGUAAUGGAGACGGAGGUGGUGGUGGUGGAUCCAGAGGUGGGGGCAGGAGCGGCAAUGGAGGCGAAGGUGGCGAUGAUGGAUCCAGAGGUGGGGGCAGGGGCGGUAACGAAAGUGGAGGUGGCGACUAUGGAUCCAGAGGUGAGGGCGGGGCAGCAAUGGAGGCAAGUGCCAUUUGUGGAUCCAGAGGUGAGCGAGAGGGUGGCAAUGAAGGCGUAA
Mya arenaria is the source of this 378-nucleotide messenger RNA. RefSeq names its product RNA-binding protein cabeza-like. The coding region runs from base 1 to 378 and encodes 125 amino acids. The record is from RefSeq and is a predicted model, not a curated record. Lineage: Eukaryota; Metazoa; Mollusca; Bivalvia; Myida; Myidae. The transcript has 2 exons.